Schistocerca piceifrons (Central American locust) is the source of this 873-nucleotide messenger RNA. RefSeq lists its product as uncharacterized. The record is from RefSeq and is a predicted model, not a curated record. NCBI's taxonomy places the organism in Eukaryota, Metazoa, Arthropoda, Insecta, Orthoptera, Acrididae. The transcript has 3 exons. The coding region runs from base 62 to 778 and encodes 238 amino acids.
UGUUAGUGAGGUGACACUGUAAAAACUCCACUGUUUUUUGAGAAAAGAAGCAAAUUUUAACAUGGCAACAAGAGAAAUGUAUGUGCUAUGGAGCUGUGAAGAUGAGAAACGUGGGGAGAACAAGGUUUUGGCCAUUGUGACGGAUAGUGCCGCAUAUAUGCUGAAGGCUGCAAAGCGUCUGCGGGUGUUUUACCCUAAAAUUAUGCACCUCACGUAUCUGGCUCAUGGCAUUCAUCGAGUCGCUGAAGAGGUCAGAGCCACAUUGCCAGAGGUCAACAGCCUUGUAUCUUCGGCGAAGAAGGUUUUCAUCAAGGCACCAAGUCGAGUGAGAGCUUUCAAGACUGCUCACCCUGACUGUCCUCUGCCACCUGAACCAGUCUUGACGAGGUGGGGAACGUGGAUUUCAGCUGCAAACUAUUAUGCAGACAACCACAGAAAAGUUGAAGAGGUCCUAAAGGGUUUUGAAGAUAGCGAAAAUUUAGCCAUACCAAAAGCCAUGGACGCAUUGAAGAAUUCCAUCGUGUUACACAGCCUAUCUUUCAUCCGAGCGCACUUGGGUGGCCUUCCAGACCUAAUUGAGAAACUUGAGACUCGUAACAAGGAAGUUGCUAAGGCAGGCUCGACGAAGGACUCAGGACACAGAGCAAGAAUUGGCCAGGUCCGAUCGAUGAGAGACUUAGAAGAAAAUUGGAUGCAGUUCUCCAUAAAAAUCCCGGUUGGCCUACGAUUCAGAAGAUCGCUCAGUUACCGGAAGAAGAGAAACGCUCCGAGAAUCUAAAUGAUUUCACGUCGUCUAAUGUCGCUGCUCUUAAAUUUUUACCUGUAGUGUCAUGUGAUGUUGAACGAUCAUUUUCAAGACUGAAAAUGUUAUUA